Molecule: messenger RNA, 7116 nt
Organism: Oncorhynchus nerka (sockeye salmon)
Lineage: Eukaryota; Metazoa; Chordata; Actinopteri; Salmoniformes; Salmonidae
Product: MAP kinase-activating death domain protein-like
Exons: 36
Coding region: 464-5524 (1686 amino acids)
Biological process (GO): regulation of Rab protein signal transduction; regulation of apoptotic process
Cellular component (GO): cytosol
Molecular function (GO): guanyl-nucleotide exchange factor activity
Source: RefSeq, a predicted model, not a curated record
GAACUCCUGUCCCUGCAGAUGAUCUGGAGGAAAUGUUAUGAAGACGGGUUUUAUACGAAUAAUCAUACGUAUGCAAGCAAACUAGCAUUUCACAGCCUAAAAUUAGGCGUAGAUUUACAAAUACACAUUCAAGAGCUGUUGAAUCGCCAUCUCUGGAAAAUGGAUCCAGGAUACGUAUUACAUCUCGCUAUUUGAAAUACGUCUCAAUUCAUCUCCUCACUGGCUUUCUUUCUACCACCAACAACAUACCAGGCCGACGUCGACGACAGCUAGCGAGUAUUGCUAGCCACCUAGCUAACACUGCUAGGUUUCCCCAUUUGCUUUUUCUCAGAUGUCCACAAUGAAAACUAAGGUCCUGCAUGCUCCACCCACACCUAGCCCCUCUUCGUGAUUGAACAGCUGCUGACUGACCAGAGAGGUGCAAAAUGUCUGUGUUGCCAUGACUUAAAGACAUCAAUCAAAGAUGGAGAAAAAGAAAAUGUGCCCCCGUCUACUGGACUACCUGGUGGUGGUGGGAGCCAGGCAGCCCAGCACUGACAGCGGGUCCCAGACCCCCCAGCUCCUCCGCCGUUACCCGCUGGAGGACCACCCAGACUUCCCUCUGUCCCCGGACGUGGUCUUCUUCUGUCAGCCUGAGGGAUGCCAGAGCAUCCGGCAGCGCCGGGUCAGCCUGCGAGACGACGCCUCCUUCGUCUUCGCACUCACUGACAAAGACUCGGGCAUCACGCGCUAUGGUAUCUGCGUCAACUUCUACCGCUCCUUCCAACGAGGGGGGCACCGCCGCGACAAGGCGGGUAGCAGUGGAACGGCGGCACAGACAGUGGAAGUGACCAGCGAGGGUUCGGAUGGCAGCGGUGGCUGCCCCAAUGCCUCCACGUUGCCGACGCCUGCCAAUGCCGACACAACAACCACACCUGUGCCAGGCACGGAGCCGGGACCACCCGGUGGCGAGCCAAAUGCCGGCAGGUCCCCUCGGCACAAACGCAGCACUGCCAAGAUGGUCAGUCGGAACCGCGACAGCACGCUGACCUCGCUGUGCAUGAUCAGCCACUACCCCUUUUUCUCCACCUUUAGGGAGUGCCUGUACAUCCUCAAGAGAAUGGUGGACUGCUGCAGCCACAGGUUGACCCAGCGCGCCGGCCUGCCCCGCGCAACUCAGAGGGACACCAUGUGGCGCGUGUUCACGGGGGCCCUGUUGGUGGAGGAGAAAGGCAGCCAGCUGCUGGCUGACCUGCGGGAGAUCGAGUCCUGGGUCUACCGCCUCCUGCGCUCCCCGGUGCCCGUGGCGGGCCAACGGCGCGUAGAUGUGGAGGUGCUGCCCCACGAGAUGCAGCCGGCACUCACCUUCGCCCUGCCCGACAACUCUCGCUUCUCCAUGGUGGACUUCCCCCUGCACCUGCCCCUGGAGUUGCUGGGUGUGGACGCCUGCCUCAUGGUGCUCAGCUGCAUCCUACUGGAGCACAAGGUGGUCCUCCAGUCGCGGGACUACAAUGCCCUGACCAUGAGUGUCAUGGCGUUUGUAGCCAUGAUCUACCCCCUGGAGUACAUGUUCCCUGUCAUUCCCUUACUGCCCACCUGCAUGGCCUCCGCUGAACAGCUUCUCCUCGCCCCCACCCCUUACAUCAUAGGUGUUCCUGCCAGCUUCUUCCUCUACAAAUCCGAUUUCAAAAUGCCCGACGAUGUGUGGCUCGUGGACCUAGACUGUAACAAGGUCAAAGCACCCACCAAUGCAGAGCACCUACCCCUUCUUCCCGAGCCGGAAUCCACAGAACUCAAGAAACACCUGAAACAGGCCCUGGCCAGCAUGAGUCUCAACACCCAGCCCAUUCUGAACCUGGAGAAGUUCCAGGAGGGCCAGGAGUUACCCCUGCUCCCCCCCGGCCAGAACAAGGCGUCGCCCUCCUCCACCGAGUUCAACCCCCUCAUCUACGGCAACGACGUGGACUCUGUGGAUGUGGCCACCAGGGUUGCCAUGGUGCGGUUCUUCAACUCCCCCAAUGUGCUCCAGGGUUUCCAGAUGCACACACGUACGCUGCGCCUCUUCCCCCGGCCUGUGGUGGCAUUCCAGGCCACGUCCUUCCUGGCCUCUCGGCCCCGACGCUCCGGCUUCGCUGAGAAGCUGUCGCACACCCAGGCCGUGGAGUACUAUGGCGAGUGGGCCCUCAACCCCACCAACCUGGCCUUUCAGAGGAUCCACAACAACGUGUAUGACCCAUCUUUAAUCGGAGACAAGGGCAAGUGGUACGCCCACCAGCUGCAGCCAGUGUUCUACCGUGUGUAUGACGGCAGCUCCCGGCUGGCCGAGGCCAUGAGCGGACCCCUAGACGAUGAGGCCAACGACUCGGACCCCACAGACGACAGUGACAGUGAGGCUGGCUACGGUGACUCCAGUUCUUCCUACUCGUCACUUGGAGACUUGGUGAGCGAAAUGAUCAAAUGUGACAUCCAAGGGGACACGCCAAACCUGGAUCCCCCUACCCACGCUGCACUGGGAGACGCCAGCGAAGUGGAGUUCCAGGACUUCCAGGAGUUCAAGGGAGGAGACGGUCCCCUCCCCCAAGAAAAGGCACUGCCCGAGGGGGGUGACGGAGCUCCUGAACCACCUGAUGGACAAGCCCUCCGCUCGAGCUCCAGCACAACCGCCAGUUCCAGCCCUAGCACAAUCAUCCAGGGAGUCAACAAUGAGCAGGCAGAACCAGUGGAAAUGGAGGCAUUGGCCAGUGCAGCUCUACAGAACCCUGUCCCGGGAUUGGGCGCUCCACCCUUCUCCAGACCUCCCCCAGAUGCUGCCCCGGUGGGACCAGCCAAUAAGAAGGGAGAGUACGACAACCCCUACUUUGAGCCUCAGUAUGGCUUCCCCGCUGAGGAGGACCCUGAGGCAGAAGACCAAGAGGAGACGUACACGCCCCGGUUCAACCAGAACCUCAAUGGCAACAAAGCCCAACGCCCCCUGAGGCCCAGCAGCCUAAAGCUGCCCGGAGAGUCGGACGGAGAGGGCGACUCCCGCAACAGUUCUCCAAACUCCACCAUCUCCAACAACAGCAGCGAUGGCUUUGGGGGCCUCAUGUCCUUUGCCAGUAAUCUGUACAAGAACCACGGUUCCAGCUUUAGCCUCUCCAACCUGUCUGUACCCAACAAGGGGGGGCUGAGGGAGAAGGCCGCUGGGGCUGGGCCCUUCCCCAAUCUCAAAGAUGACAGCCCGGCUAGUACCCCGGGUAGCCCGGGUCCAGACAGUCCGGGAGGCGCCCGCGGUCCCCCCAGGGCGCUUGUUGACCAGAAGUCGUCGGUCAUUAAGCACAGUCCCACGGUCAAGAGAGAGUCCCCUUCGCCCCAGGGUCGUGCCAACAACACCAGUGAGAACCAGCAGUUCCUGAAGGAGGUGGUGCAGAGCGUGCUGGAGGGCCAAGGCGUGGGCUGGCUCAACAUGAAGAAGGUACGCCGCCUGCUGGAGAACGAGCAGCUGCGCGUCUUCGUGCUGAGCAAGCUGAACCGUGUCGUCCAGUCCGAGGAGGAUGUCAGGCAGGAGGUCAUCCGUGAUGUGGAGAUUGGCAGGAAGGUUUACAAGGGCAUGUUAGACAUACUGAAGUGCACCGUUUCUAGUCUGGAACACUCGUACACCAAUGCCGGGCUUGGAGGCAUGGCCAGCGUCUUCGUUCUGCUGGAAAUCGCACGCACCCACUACCAAACCAAAGUAGACCCAGAGAAGCACAAGAGGAGCCCCAGUGACUCUGCAAGCAGCCCGGGCAGCAAGGACAGCCCGUCUGCCCGCAUGGAGGGCACCAGGCCCCCGGUGCUCCUCCUCGUUCCCCGUCUCCAACUGCCGCACCCCACCUCGGGGGGAAAAGACACCCACCACUUUGACACCCGGAGUCUGAACGAGGAGAAUUUUAUUGCCUCCAUUGAAUUGUGGAGCAGGCACCAUGAAAAGGAUAAGCAAAAAGCUAUGGAAAAACAACAGAGAGCGGAGGGGGCUAAGAAACAGCACCCUGAGCUGACUGACACGGAGGAGAAGAAGUCCCAGAUCAGUGCUGACAGUGGCCUUAGUGUCACCUCUGGAUCCCAGAAGAGUGACACAGAGUCUGUGACCGGCACUGAAGCGCCAGUCCUUACCAGAAGCACCAGCCAGGACUCAGAGGCCAGCACAGUGAUAAGUAACAGCUCAGGAGAGACGCUGGGAGCUGACAGUGACUUGAGUAGCACCGCUGGGGAGGGCUUGGGUGGCAGGCAAGCCCCCCAUCUCAACCUCUCCAGGGGAACACUGUCCGACAGCGAGGUUGAGACCAACCCGGCUACCAGCUCAGUGUUUGGUAAGACCCAAAAGAUGAAGCCUGGUGUGAAGGAGGCGAAGGCUAAACUUGUGCCUGUCGUGGCUAAGGGGCCUCCCACCCAGCCCUUGGAAGACAUCAGUAUGAGGAUUUACCUAUGUGAUGGCCUGCUGGGGCGCGACAAGAGCUCCAUGUGGGACCAGCUGGAGGAUGCUGCCAUGGAAACGUUCUCUCUGAGUAAGGAGCGCUCUACACUGUGGGACCAGGUCCAGUUCUGGGAGGAUGCUUACUUGGAUGCUGUCAUGUUGGAGAGGGAGGGGAUGGGUAUGGACCAGGGACCUCAAGAGAUGAUUGACAGAUACCUGUCACUCGGGGACCACGACCGUAAGCGCCUGGAGGACGAUGAGGACAGGCUGCUAGCUACUCUACUGCACAAUAUGAUCGCCUACAUGCUAAUGGUUAAGGUGAACAAGAAUGACAUCAGGAAGAAGGUGAGGCGUCUGAUGGGGAAGUCCCACAUCGGCCUUAGCCACAGCCAGGAGAUCAACGAGUGUCUGGACAAACUGGCUAAUUUGAAUGGUCGCGAGCUGUCCAUCAGACCUAGCGGAAGCCGUCACAUCAAGAAGCAGACCUUCGUGGUGCAUGCUGGGACUGAUACCACGGGGGACAUCUUCUUCAUGGAGGUGUGUGAUGACUGUAUAGUCCUGCGCAGCAACAUCGGCACAGUGUAUGAGCGCUGGUGGUACGAAAAGCUCAUCAACAUGACCUACUGCCCCAAGACCAAGGUCCUGUGUCUGUGGAGACGCAAUGGCCAGGAGACCCAACUCAACAAGUUCUACACCAAGAAGUGUCGUGAAUUGUAUUACUGUGUGAAGGACAGCAUGGAAAGAGCUGCUGCCCGACAGCAGAGCAUUAAACCAGGUCCAGAGCUGGGUGGAGAGUUCCCUGUGCAGGACAUGAAGACUGGCGAGGGAGGACUGCUGCAAGUCACCCUGGAAGGCAUCAACCUCAAAUUCAUGCACAGCCAGGUUUUCAUAGAGCUGAAUCACAUUAAAAAGUGCAAUACUGUGAAGGGAGUCUUUGUCCUGGAGGAAUUUGUUCCUGAAACUAAGGAAGUGGUGAUCCACAAGUACAAGACACCCAUGGCACACCAGAUCUGUUACUCCGUCCUCUGCCUUUUCUCCUACGUGGCUGCGGUGAAGGGGAAGGAAGCAGAAGGCAAGCCCAAGCUUCUAUCUCCAAGACCCCUGGCCAGCUAGUCUACAACCCCUCCAACCCCCCCGUGCCUCUCACUCUGCAACAAAGUGGAAUCUCGGCCCUACUAUGACAUUGAGUUCUCACAAUCCUUGAUCCUACACACCUCUUUACUCCUCUUUGCACCCUGUAAGUACAUCUCCAAGAAAUACCCUCUACUCUUUGCGCCUUGCCAUGUAAGUAAAAUUCCUAUGGUGUGUGUGUAUGUACAUGUGAUCCCUGGUCUGUGGCAUCGUGUGUACACCCUUCCCAACCAUGGUCACGUCCACUAGGCUCCUCCCAUACAGGCCCAGCCUGAUGUCUUGGCCGUAAGCGUGCUUGAUCUUCAAGGCGACAGUUCGUUCCCCAUCUCUUUCUUCUCUCGUCCUGGCCUGCUGCCAAGGUCUUAUUGGUUGUUUUUAAUGGGAUGGAGACAGCAAGAGGGAGGGAUGUGAGCCACAGCUCUGCAAGUCGAUAAGAAAGCAACCAACCGCCCCGUCCACUCUCUGCGACUGUGUGAUGAAUAUUCUAUGUGGUACUACUGUAAAACUCCAGUCUGUCCAAACCGGUGAAACGUUUAAAAAGUACUCUAGUACUGACGGUUGUCACUUUGUUAAUAAAUGCUACUUCUGCAUGGUGCAUCAAACACUGCACGUAAAAGCUUAAGGUGUCAUUCCUUUUGAUCCCAAAAUAUCUUGUGUGGUCCAAGAUGUGUGCAUCUCUUUAGCUUGCCCAGUGUUGCGAAACUACUGUAGUAGUUCUACUGUCAAAUGUCUUGUCUGUGGUCCUCUGUAUUGAAUGUUACUAUGGAGAGAAAAAAUGCUGUACAUUUCAACAUAAGAUGUUUGCAAAGUGUGGUUUAUUCACUAGAUGUGCAAUACUUUACGUAGUUAGCCAGAGCCAGAUCAUUGUUCUGUUUUUUUUUAUCUUGGCAAUUCUGGCUUACACAGAGCAAAGAUUGUAAAAAAGGACUUCAUUGUCGUACAUAUUUAUUGAAGUAAAUAAAUAUGACCUAUUGUUUAUACUUGCGAAAUCACUAUUUGGAGAUUCUAGAGAUGUGUAAACCUACUGCUGUUAUGGUUUUGUCUGUUGGAGAGGUGUGUUAAGUCUUCAUGUUGUAGUAAGAUAAAUCCAAUCUAGCCCCAUUUCAGCCCAAUUGUAAGUGGUGUGUAUGUGAGUGUAUACAUGCAUUGUAUUGUUUUGCCAGAUAAGCAAUAUAUGAAUAAUACAGCUAUAUGAUCAGGAUAUUGUUUUUAAUGUUUACGUGGCUUUUAUUUUUUAGAGAUGAAAUGCGUGUGUAAGGAACAUAUUGUUACAACUUCCAUGAGGUAAUUAUUUAAGGUAUUUCAUUCUUGACAAAAACACUGGUGUAAAUAUGAGAGUAACUGGAUGAGUGUCUCAAAACAGUUUGAAGACAGUAACCGAACAUAAGGUAUUGUUUGUUAGACUAGUUACAUAUGAGAACAUUACAAAACGGGAGUAUUUGAAACCAACCAACCCAAUUAUUGUGCUAGCUAGCCUACUGCUGUUGAGAAAUUGUUGUAAAUAUGUGUUGGAAAAAAGUAUUUAUAGAACAUGUACAGCUUUGGCAAUAUCAAAAUAAAAGUUGUCAACCAAA